CGCCGUUGUGCGCCGCCGAUGGCGGGCCGGGUGGUGCCGAGAGCUGCGGGGGAGGUUCCGGCAGGAGCGGGAGCUUCCGGGAACGGCGGGGCGAAACGGGCCGAGCCGGUACUGGACCGGACCGGGCCGGGCCGGGCCCGGUUGGUUUCGAGGGUGAGGAUGAAGAAGGAGCAAGUGGUGCACUGUCAGUUCUCUGUGUGGUACCCGCUCUUCCGGGCCGUCACCAUCCGCAGUGUUAUACUUCCCCUACCAGAGAAUGUGAAAGAAUAUUUGUUGGAUGAUGGAACGCUUGUCGUUUCCGGAAGAGAAGAUCCACCAAGUCAUGCUCAGGAGGGGAGUGACGAUGCAGAAGAAAUACAGUGGUCGGAUGAUGAGAAUACUACAACACUUAAGGCACCAGAAUUUCCUGAGUUCACAGCUAAAGUUCAAGAAGCAAUAACUUCCUUGGGUGGUAGUGUUUUUCCUAAACUUAACUGGAGCGCUCCAAGGGAUGCCUACUGGAUAGCAAUGAACAGCUCUCUGAAAUGUAAAGCUCUUAGUGACAUCUUCCUCCUCUUUAAGAGUUCAGACUUCAUUACUCGUGACCUCACUCAGCCAUUUAUUCACUGUACUGAUGAUUCCCCUGAUCCUUCCUUGGACUAUGAGCUUGUUCUUCGCAAAUGGUGUGAACUAAUCCCUGGUGCAGAAUUCAGAUGCUUUGUCAAGGAAAACAAACUUAUAGGUAUAUCACAGAGGGACUACACUCAAUACUACGAUCAUAUCUCUAAGCAACAUGAGGAGAUCUGUAGAUCAAUACAGGAGUUUUUCGAGAAACACAUACAGUAUAAAUUCUUGGAUGAAGACUUUGUUUUUGAUGUGUACAGAGACAGCAGGGGUAAGAUUUGGUUAAUAGAUUUUAACCCAUUUGGUGAAGUAACAGAUUCCCUGCUAUUUACGUGGGAAGAACUGACCUCUGGGAAAGACUUGAAAGGAGACCAGGGUGAAGGGGAAGCAACAGAACAGGACUAUCCAGUUUUCCGUUGUACGAACAGUAAAGUCACUGUCCAGCCUAGCCCAUACCUGAGUUACCGACUGCCGAAAGAUUUUGUGGACCUUUCUACAGGAGAGGAUGUUCACAAAUUAAUUGACUUUCUUAAACUGAAAAGAAAUCAGCAAGAUGAUGACUGAGGUACCAAGAAGAAUUAUGUUGAAUUACAAGCAAGAAAUGUGGCAAAAGCUAUAUUUAGCAUAACUAUUAAGCUAUUGAUUUAAAGAAAACCUGCUUUUUAUAGUCAGUGAAAGAACUGAAGAGCUGUUCAUCCUCUGUGUCUGUUGGUUUAUAUAAAAGUGUAGAAAAGCUUUUUCAGGGAAACUUGAAAGGUCAGGGUGAGUUCUCACUAGAUUCCAGGUUAAAUACAAUUACACCAUGGUGCAAGCAAGCAACAAUCUGAGUACAACUGAACGACUGCUUUCCUAUCUCAUACUGUGAAGAUUGAUGCCAUUGAAGUAUGCCAUUGGACUCUUCAGUGAUAAAUAUGACAACAUUUAAUGCUUGUGCAGUUAAAACGUCAAGCAUUCUCUGAAUUUAGGCACAGUCUUGCUUACAAUAUAGUAUAGUCACAAGGAAAGAAAGGAAUGUACCUUUUUUUUCUGUAGUAACCUUUUAAAAUUGCAAAUUGACUUGUUUUGUGAGCACUUCUUAUCCUUCCUUUAUGUAAAAAAGAAGAGAAAAAAAAAGUGGAGAAGAGGUUUUUUUUUUUUCUUUGUUAUGAGGGCUAAUACUUCAUUUCAGAGAAUAGCUAUAUAAUUAUAGCAGACUACUUAAGGUUUGAACAUUUUGCAUUUCAGGAAUUUGAAAUUCUGAAUGCAUUUCAAGGAAAGUAAUAUUUUCACAGUAGCUAAGGUUAUGAAAUUUGUUAAACUUCACCAAAUUUCAUUUCAUUUUCAUAGUAAAGCUUUCUCGAAACUUACUUUUUAACAUGAUUACAUACUAGACAUCAUCUGUGGCUUUAACAGAAAUAGUUAAACAUAACAUCAACCUGUAAUUUUAUAUGUGGACUCAGUCUUGUUUCUUUUGUAUCACAUCUCUGAGUUUCUUAAGAAAAUAAUUACUCUUUCAGCUCUUAAAAUUCUGUAUUCAUUUGGUGGUUCUUCAUGUUUUUUGUGUAAAAGGAAGCUUGGCUAAAUCUGGGGAAACAGAAGCUCUUGUUACCGAUUGCUGUUACUUGGGAGGUGGGGGGUGGACAGUUUCAGAUGAAGAACCAGCUAACUUCUGGAUAUAAGUGCUUGCAUGGCAUCAGUAAUUUGUUAACAGUGUGCACAAUUCCUGUUGAAAUGAAAGGACAUUUGGAGGUGCUCAUAGCCCCUGGAAACUGGUUCCUAUUUCAAACCAGGUAUGUGAUACUUUGUGUAUGUAUAUAAAGCUGUUCAUGUUCCUUGC
Harpia harpyja (harpy eagle) is the source of this 2419-nucleotide messenger RNA. RefSeq names its product cell division cycle 123 (gene CDC123). The record is from RefSeq and is a predicted model, not a curated record. The coding region runs from base 19 to 1167 and encodes 382 amino acids. Gene Ontology annotation, cellular component: cytoplasm. Lineage: Eukaryota; Metazoa; Chordata; Aves; Accipitriformes; Accipitridae. The transcript is spliced from 13 exons.